Molecule: messenger RNA, 1011 nt
Organism: Aspergillus mulundensis
Lineage: Eukaryota; Fungi; Ascomycota; Eurotiomycetes; Eurotiales; Aspergillaceae
Product: 4-nitrophenylphosphatase
Exons: 4
Coding region: 1-1011 (336 amino acids)
Molecular function (GO): alkaline phosphatase activity; phosphoglycolate phosphatase activity
Source: RefSeq, a predicted model, not a curated record
AUGGCGAUGUCCGUCCCCCGCUAUCUGACCGGCGAUCCGGCCGGCAUGAAGGAAUUCCUAGACAAGUUCGAUGUAUUUCUAUUCGAUUGCGACGGUGUCUUAUGGUCCGGCGAUCACCUGUUCCCGGGCACGGUCGAGACGCUGGAGUUGCUGCGAUCGCGCGGCAAGCAAGUCGUAUUUGUCACGAACAACAGCACAAAAUCACGCGCGGACUACAAAAAGAAGCUAGAGGCGUUGGGGAUCCCAGCGAACACCGUGAGUACACACCAUAACUACCUAGGGCAGACUUCGGCCAACCCCCACGACCGCAUCACUAACAAGAAUCCCGCACCUCUAAAGGAAGAAAUCUUCUCCUCCUCAUACAGCGCCUCAAUCUACAUCUCCCGCAUCCUGACCCUCCCGCCAAACAAGCGCAAAGUCUUCGUCCUCGGCGAAACAGGCAUCGAGCAAGAACUCCGCUCCGAGAACGUCCCCUUCAUCGGCGGCACAGACCCCUUCUACCGUCGUGAUAUCACCCCGGAAGACUACAAGCUCAUCGCAGCCGGUGACGAAUCACUACUGGAUCCGGAAGUCGGGGUCGUGCUCGUCGGUCUCGAUUUCCACCUAAACUACUUGAAGCUCGCGCUGGCGUACCACUAUAUCCGGCGCGGAGCGGUAUUCCUAGCGACGAAUAUCGACUCGACGCUGCCGAACUCGGGGACGCUGUUCCCUGGUGCGGGAACCGUGAGUGCGCCACUGAUUCUGAUGGUGGGACGGGACCCUGUUGCGCUGGGGAAGCCGAACCAGGCGAUGAUGGAUGCGAUUGAGGGGAAGUUCCAGUUCGAUCGGGCGCGCGCUUGUAUGGUGGGUGAUCGGGCGAAUACGGAUAUCCGAUUCGGUGUUGAGGGGAAUUUGGGAGGCACUUUGGGGGUUCUUACGGGCGUUAGUAGUAAGGAGGAUUUUAUGGAGGGCCCUGUGAGGCCAGGUGUCUAUCUGGAUAAGCUUUCGGAUUUGUUGGAGGCUGCGGAGUGA